GCCUCGACUGCGAGCAAGCCAGUGAACUUCUCCAUCUCCUGCUCAGUGUUCGUUUGCGCACUCGUCACUCUCGCCAUUUGCCUUAUUGCAAAAACCUACACCAACAUCAUGUCCAAGACAAGCAAGCGAUCCGCCGAGGAGGAGAAGAUCCUGCAAUUCUGUGGCAUAACAGGCUCAUCGAUGGCGCACGCAAAGCGCUACCUCGACAAGUACAAGCGCGUAGACAUUGCGGUGGAUGCGUACUACAGCGAGGGUGCUGCUGCCGCAUCGCUCGCGCGGCCACGGAACGAACCAUCAUCGAGCAAGCUUGGUCAGCUGUUUGACCGGUACAAGGACACGGAUGGCGAUAAUAUCACUGUGGAUGGGACGCUCAAGCUCUGCGAAGACCUCGGCGUUGACCCUGAAGACGUCGUGCUGCUCGCCGUAGCAUACGAGCUCAAAUCGCCACGCAUGGCUGAGUGGACGCGCAAGGGUUGGAUUGAAGGCUGGAAAAAUGUCAAUGCAGACACGACAGCGACGAUGAAGACGGCGCUGCUGCGCCUACGGGACAAACUUGGAUCCGAUGCGCCAUACUUUCACCAAGUAUAUGCUUAUACGUUCGAUUUCGCGCGUGCGGAGGGCCAGCGGAGCCUCAGUCUCGAGACAGCGCAAGGAUUUUGGGCGCUCCUUCUCCCGCACGGUCUGCGAGGCGGCGCGCUGACCCACAUAAUCCCGCGGGACACCGAUGGCGACGAUGGUAUGCGCGGAUACGAGGAGGGAUGGAGGGAGGAAUAUACGAGUUGGUGGUUUGAGUUCCUCACCGAGCGGGGGGGUAAAGGGGUCAGCAAGGAUACGUGGAUGAUGUUUUUGGACUUCGUGCGCACAAUCGAUGCGCAGUUCGAGAAGUAUGAUCUAGAGGCCGCGUGGCCUUCGACAAUAGACGACUUCGUCGAGUGGGCAAAGGAGCGGUUGGCGUCCAGGACCGCGUGAGGCGUUCGCAUUGAUCAGGCGUUGGUGACAUGUGGCAGUUUCGGGCGAGGCCUGGAUGCGCCCUGUGCGUGGCGUUGGCUGCUACAUGUCAAAUCAAGUACAUACGUGUUGUACCAGGAAGGUUGUAGGCUUAGAGGGCCGUACAUUUCUGAUCGCGGCGAAGUGUCACAUUCGUCGGUUCGACAUCCUUUGCGCAUCCUGCUUGUACAUUUGUCUGUCUUCGUGUGGCUUGGUUCGUUUCGGUUCAUUUCAUUCCAUCUUAGUGUAAUAAGUUCUCUGUCACCCUCGCCAUCGUCGUCUCGUCGCUGUUAUUGCACUUAUUUAGUAGUCACUGGCUGUUGUAUAAAUGAAACCAAGGAUCGGUACUGCGGCG
Molecule: messenger RNA, 1342 nt
Organism: Heterobasidion irregulare TC 32-1
Lineage: Eukaryota; Fungi; Basidiomycota; Agaricomycetes; Russulales; Bondarzewiaceae
Exons: 8
Coding region: 109-969 (286 amino acids)
Biological process (GO): protein neddylation; positive regulation of ubiquitin-protein transferase activity
Cellular component (GO): ubiquitin ligase complex
Molecular function (GO): ubiquitin-like protein binding; cullin family protein binding; ubiquitin conjugating enzyme binding
Source: RefSeq, a predicted model, not a curated record